AUGCAGGACAUGGUUUUUGCACUCCCGCUGAUUACCGCGUCCUGGGUGGGUGUUACUGCGGCUAGUUCAGCCAGAGCCACUGGCACAACACAACCGAAUUGGUUCCAGACAUCUCCUCAGAGUUACCAAGGUCCAACUGCCACCGGCUCUGCGCCUUUCCUCGCCGUAACAAAUCCAGCAUUCUCCAGCCAUGGGACGUAUAUUGCCAAUGAGCCUUUGGUGACAGAACAGCCUAUUUCGGGAGCGCACGGGCGCAAUAUCUUCCACCAUGCGGGCAAUUUGAGUCCAUAUUUCUCCUCGGAAGAGGGCUUCGGGGUCGAUGAAUAUCCCCUUCCGGCUGGGGCAAACAUUACCCAAAUGCAUAUGCCUCAUCGACACGGUUCCCGAUAUCCUUCCUCGUCGGAAGGAUAUCCGUCAUGGGCUGAAGGAAUCAAGAACUCUACAACUGCCGGCAACCGCUUCAAGGCGGAAAUCCUUGUUCCGAAGGGUCGCCAAGAGAUGUUUGAUAGCGGUGUCCUUAAUUACUACAACUAUGGGCAUCUUUAUAACGAAAGCCUUGGCCACAAGCUAGUGGCACGCACCACAACGCAGAAUCGCAUGCUGAAAUCUGCAGAGAACUUCCUUGCUGGCUUCUUCGGCCUGGAUUGGACUGAUAAGGCCAACCUACUAGCAAUGAUUGAAAACGUGGGGUUCAAUAACUCUCUUAUCGGAACAUAUUCCUGCCCCAAUGCUAUGACCGUCAUGGCUAACACAUCGAUCUACGAACCCAUGAACCAAUGGAUCAACAUAUAUCUCAAAAACCGCACUACAACGCUGAAAGAGCUUUCCGGAUCCUAUAACUGGACUGCUACUGAUUCACAUAAUGCUCAGGCUCUCUGCGUAUACGAGACGAUCAGCUUUGGCUACAGCCAAUUCUGCCAGCUCUUUACUUAUAAAGAGUUUGAGCAAUUCAGCUAUGCGUAUGAUCUCAUGUUCACCGCCAUGGUUGGAUUUCAGAAUCCAGCCGGACGUGCCCAAGGAAUCGCGUGGGUAGAGGAAUUCCUCGCCCGAGUGGAAGGCCAUGUCCUGCAGACAACCGGCACAAAUGCCAACAUGACUCUGGCUACGAACCCAGUUACGUUUCCGAUGGAUCAAAAUCUCUACCUUGACUUCACACAUGAUUCCGAUAUCUUCGCGACUCUCACAGCAUUCGGAUUUAGACAAUUUGCUCAGUUUUUGCCUCCAACAGGACCUCCCAAGAACCAGCAGUUUUCCACCAGCAAGGUUGUUCCUUUCGGUGGUCGAACGAACAUUGAGAUUAUUCGGGCGCCUCAUAAGGUAUCAACGAAGCGAUCUCGAAAUGAAACCCAGAGUGUCUACGUGAAAGACACGAAGGACACAUAUUACGUUCAUUUCCUUCAAAAUCAGCGAACGCUCCCUCUUCAUGCCAGCUUUCCUGAGUGUGAAUAUCGCGACGAUGGAUGGUGUGAGCUUGACACGUUCAUGAAGGUACAAAGAAAAAGCCUGCAGCGGUCUCAGUUUGAGUACGCGUGCUUUGGAAACUGGAGUACUCCGGCUUAUGGGGAUGUUACAGACGGAGUGCCUCCGCGUUCCUGA
Molecule: messenger RNA, 1596 nt
Organism: Aspergillus oryzae RIB40
Lineage: Eukaryota; Fungi; Ascomycota; Eurotiomycetes; Eurotiales; Aspergillaceae
Product: histidine phosphatase family protein
Exons: 4
Coding region: 1-1596 (531 amino acids)
Molecular function (GO): acid phosphatase activity
Source: RefSeq, a predicted model, not a curated record